Rhodofomes roseus is the source of this 1308-nucleotide messenger RNA. RefSeq lists its product as uncharacterized. Bases 1 to 1083 code for a protein of 360 amino acids. The transcript has 10 exons. NCBI's taxonomy places the organism in Eukaryota, Fungi, Basidiomycota, Agaricomycetes, Polyporales, Fomitopsidaceae. The record is from RefSeq and is a predicted model, not a curated record.
AUGUCGGCGAAACGCCAUGCACGACCUAUCAACGCCUUCGUCAGCUCUGUGACCCCAGCUGUCCCGCUAUUCCGCCAUACAGCUCCCGGGGAUCAAUGCGACAGCGAAGUUUCGGCAUGCUGCUGUAACUCGGUCGCAUGGUCCCUAAGCAUGCUCUGCAUGAACUGUCAAGAACAUGCGGUAUCAAAUGGCUCAGGGUCCAUAGAAGCUCCCGUGGGCGGCUACUACCAGUACAGGUUCGCAAACUCGACGUCUCACUCGGGCUACUGUGGAAAUGGCAAUAACGGAACGCUGGCGGCGCAGGUCCAGAGUGCCGUGUGCAACAGCGGCAUCAAGAUCGCUGACUGGCUAUACCCGCUCUACUGGUCGAAUGGUGCAUGGUUCUAUACGAAUAUGAUGAACCAGGCGACGCUGAACCAGACGGCAACGAACAACAAUACCUUCACACAUUGCAAUUCUACUAAUCUCGCUAGCAACGCGACGUCCUCCUCGCUGAUAUCCACGUCGACGUCUCAAGGGACCGCGAGCUCCUCCUCGGCCUCUAGCUCUGUGACUGCAGGAGUUGUAGCGGGUGCGGCUAAAAGCAGCUCGAGCAAUACUGGGGCGAUUGCCGGCGGGACCGUUGGUGGCGUACUUGGUCUCUUGCUGAUUUUUGUCGGCGCUGCUGUCUUUAUGAGGAAAAGGAAAGCUGCGGCGGCCAAUGCUGCUGGAGCGCCGGGUUCUGGGGACGUGCCUCCGAUGACUGGUGUAGCAGCUCCCCUAGCACCGAGCGCGUAUAGUGUAGUGCCCUACGAUGUCCCACAAUCAUACGCAGCAAUCAUUGGCCAACCCAUCUCGGGCAAGUACGGCGCGUUGCCGCCCUCGUCCACGACGGACUUCAGCUCAAUGAGCGCGGGAUCGGCGACGUACCAUACACGCACGGACAGCACGAGCAACACGGCGAGCAGCGACAUGCGGCAAACCGUAGUGACGAGCAUGUUUGCGAUGCCUGCGGUGCUCGAGCCGGAGGAGGACGCGGGGCGGGUGACGACUGCGCUGCGGCCGCCUCCCGCGUACCGGAGCUCGUGGGACGACCGGCAAUGAGGUGUUGGAUGGUGGAGGCGGAUGCUAGUACAUUGUUUACCAUUGACCACGUAACUUAUUCUGGAGCGGGUCUCGGACCAGAGGGGGUCGCCAUCGCCUUCAUUACCAUUUGUAUAUUGUCGAAAUGUAAUGCCGUAGAAAGCUGUCGCUCAUUCUGUGAUGCCCGUUGGUCGCAUUCCGAUCAGGUGAUCGAUCGAGGAGGAUCGACGGCCGGGCCACGCAUUU